AUGACGCAAGCUGUGGAUAACUGGGCUAUAGACAUCGAGACCAAUGUCGUCCGCCGCGUUCAAGGCGUUUGGGCUGGCUUCAAGGGUAUGUUCUGUCUGAACAUCUCUCUUGUCACUCUCAAACAGUCUACCAGGCUUUUUGGGUCGCGACAAUGUGCUCGAGGUGGCCGUCGGUCUAAUCAUGGUGACGCUGGCGGCUUCUCCAACCUCGUCAACUCUCUUGUUACUGAUGUCCUACUCCCUCCGAUUUCUCUUCUGCCUUUCCUAGGCCGAAACCUUCCUGCUAAAUUCUCCGUCCUUCGUGCAGGACGGACCCCACACGCCAUUUACAACACGCUAGAGCAGGCUGCUGCGGAUGGGGCGGUCACACUCGCAUGGGGUGCAUUCGUUAACAACGUCGUCACCUUCCUAGCCCUGGGGAUUGUACUCUAUGGAAUUGCCGAAGUAUACUCGUUACUCACAAAAGAGUCCAUUAUCAGACAUAUCGUGAAAUGCAAAUAUUGUCGAAAGGACAUUUCACAGACUGCGCAGCGAUGUGCGUUCUGUACCAGCUGGCUCGAUGGCCGUGAGGAAAAGUCGCACCUUUCUGCUACGAACAACACUUUAAUUUAG
Messenger RNA from Mycena indigotica, 612 nucleotides. RefSeq lists its product as uncharacterized. The coding region runs from base 1 to 612 and encodes 203 amino acids. The transcript is spliced from 5 exons. Gene Ontology annotation, biological process: monoatomic ion transport; intracellular water homeostasis. The record is from RefSeq and is a predicted model, not a curated record. Gene Ontology annotation, molecular function: mechanosensitive monoatomic ion channel activity. NCBI's taxonomy places the organism in Eukaryota, Fungi, Basidiomycota, Agaricomycetes, Agaricales, Mycenaceae.